ACACGUGUAAACAUGGCGGCUACUACUAGUGUAUCACCAUCAAUUGAAGAAAGUUCAGAGCGUCCUACAGCCAGCACUGCUGCUGCCCCGUCAAGCAAAGAUAAGAAAAAGUUCAGUCUUAAAGAUGAGCUAUCAGAUAUUCGUAAAGUAAUGGAUCAAUUGGAUUUAUCGACAGAAUCGAAACUCGACGCGUUAUACAAACACUGCAUGACAAUUGUUCGGGACUAUAAAAGACUGGAUAAAAGAUUAACAGAAUGUCAGAGAAAGCAACAAGAAGUGAUACAGCAUCGUGAUAUCAUUCAAACUGAGUGCAACAGAGCCACAGCUGCUAAGAACAAACUGGAGAGUCUUUGCAGGGAACUACAGAAACGAAACAAAGAAGUAAUGGAGGAGAGCAGGGUUCAAGCAAGAGAGGAGGAAGAGAAGAGACGUGAGAUUGCAGAGAAAUUCCAAACAACAAUUGACGACAUUACCGAAAGAAUGCAAGAGCAUCACGACAGGAACGUGUCACUGAAACAAGAAAAUGCCGAUUUAGUAGGCAAGUUAAAGAAACUGAUUGAACAAUAUGAAGCAAGAGAAAAACUCUUGUCUGAGAUGAUGGAGAAACAAAAGAAAUGUGAUGAUCUCUCAAUGCAAGAAAUGGAGCUAAAGGGACAAUUGUCUAUUUAUUCGGAAAAAUUUGAAGAAUUUCAAUCGACCCUCACAAAAAGUAACGAAGUAUUUUCAACAUUCAAAAAAGAGAUGGAUAAGAUGGCUAAAACGAUAGGAGAGUUAGAGAAAGAGUCCAAUACUUGGAAACUGAAAUAUGAGAAGUGUAACAGGAGCUUGUUAGAAAUGGCUGAUGAACGUAUACAACACGUUGAAACUGUUAAAGUUUUAAAAACUAAAAACGAUAAACUGGAGAAACUUUGUAGAGCCCUCCAGACAGAGAGGACAGACCUCAGUCAGAAACUUAAAAACCUAGAGGUGCAAGAUAAAGAAGAAUGUUUGGGAUCCGAAGAUAAACCUGAGACCACACCCCCAGAUGUCACGCCCAUCGAAACGCAAAAUGAAGAUUAAUUAUAAAUAAUAAAUUAUUAAAAAAUAUGAGCGAGUGAUUGUGUGUUAAUUUUGUAUUAUAUGUAAUGUGUGUUGCUAUUAUCUAAUACUUUUUUGACUUAAAAAAAUAAUUGUACUCUUUAUAAAAAUGACCACGUGAACGCACGUGUUUAAAGUAUACGGAUAUUUGGAAUGACAUUUACGGAAUGAUACCGCAAAAUUUUAUUUGAAGGAAUCUGUUUACAGACCGGACGGAGAGGGAAAGAGAUGGCGUCGAUGCCUUCAAUGGCCAAUUACCACCAGCCCCAGCCCGCCAUUGACCGUCCCGUAUAUCCUUGCCCUUAUUGCCAGAGAUCCUUCAGGAGGACGGGAGAUUUGAAGAGACACAAGUGUAAUGCAGGAAGGAGUAAAGGGGGAGGAGCUUCAGCUGGUGGGAGUGGUCAGGCUCCUCCUGGCCCCGCCUCCUUCAAAUGUCAUAUAUGUGGACGUGCAUUUAAUAGAUCGGGUGACUUAAAGAGACACAAGUGUGAUAGUGUUAGAAGCAAGACAGGUCUCAUACCUCAGGCUCCCAUAAAGUGUCAAAAAUGUCGUAGGACCUUCCGAAGGAGCGGAGACUUUAAGAGACACAAAUGUGACAGCGUCCGAAGCAAAACAGGACCCUCGGGCAAUGGAGGAGGAACUCAAAGAAAGAAACAAACUCAAAAUAAAAUUCAAUAAGUUUCCUUUGAUAGAUAGCAACUAGAGCAAGAACAGUUUAAGUACAAUUGUUUUCUAGUAUUACUGAUUGAACAAUGAAGUAUCUUAUUCUCUUAUUUCUUUUUUGUGUCCCUUUCUCUCUCCCCUCUUUUUUUCCUUUUCCACAUCAAUCAUUCAUUUAUCAUUAUCCUAAUACAGUUUAUCAGUAAUUUCUUAUUGGAAGUUAUUUUUUGCACUUUUUUUGUUAAAGAAAUCAAUCAUUACUUUGUA
This is a messenger RNA of Amphimedon queenslandica, 2004 nucleotides long. Its product is annotated as alpha-taxilin-like. The record is from RefSeq and is a predicted model, not a curated record. Gene Ontology annotation, molecular function: syntaxin binding. The transcript has 13 exons. Lineage: Eukaryota; Metazoa; Porifera; Demospongiae; Haplosclerida; Niphatidae. Bases 13 to 1059 code for a protein of 348 amino acids.